Messenger RNA from Ricinus communis (castor bean), 1783 nucleotides. RefSeq lists its product as uncharacterized. The coding region runs from base 194 to 1585 and encodes 463 amino acids. The record is from RefSeq and is a predicted model, not a curated record. The transcript is spliced from 12 exons. Lineage: Eukaryota; Viridiplantae; Streptophyta; Magnoliopsida; Malpighiales; Euphorbiaceae.
UGACCCUUUGUCCAACAUAGAAGCCAUUUUUUGUGGCACAAAAAGUCACUGAGAACAGUACUAUUUACUGACACAUAGAUUUUGAUGGGCCAAUCCCACUGAAAACCAUCACCAUCAGUCGUCAUAUUCCCAGCAUCUUACUCUUCUUCUUCUUCUCUCUCUCCCGCACGCAAUCAUAGUCUGUCUCUCUCUCAUGGUGAUCGCAGCUGCUUCUCCACUCUCCUUUGGUAGUUCCAGAUGUCAACUAUGCCAAGCAGAUGGUUUUUUUUGCUCAACAUCAUUUGGGGUCACAAGCACCUGGAUCAAAUCUCCUAUUGACAGUCGCAAAAGUCCUGAUUGUUCCAGCAUAAGAUAUAGGUACCCAUAUUUUGGAUCAACACAAUUCCAUUGGUUAACUGUGGGAUAUGACCGUUGCCUUUGGAAAGCGUCAGUUGCUGCCGAUUAUUCGGAUUCAGUUCCCGAUUCUUCUAGUUAUACAAGUCACCAAAGUUAUCAUCCUCUUGAAGAUGUCAAAGUCAAUAGAAGGAUCCGAGAUACACAGCUCAGCUCUGCUGAAAUAGCAAGGACAACUGUGGAGGCUAACAGCAGUGCCUUGCUGGUCUUUCCUGGGACAGUACAUUGUGAACCCCAUGAACAAAUUUCAUGGGCAGAGUUUCAGUAUGUUGUUGAUGAUUAUGGAGAUAUAUUUUUUGAAAUUUUUGAUGAUAUAAGCAUCUUACAAGAUCCUGGAGCUACAAAUCCUAUGAAUGCUUUCAUAGGAAUGGAUAUUCCAAUGUACGAGAAUAAAAGGAUAGCCAAUGAGUAUAAUGUUUUUGACAUUGGCAGUACUGAUGAUAUUCCAUUUGAUGAUGACUAUUUUGAGGUAAUGGAUUCUGAAGUUUCUGAUGUUCCAGUCGAUUGGGGGAUGCCAGAUACAUCCACAUGGGUUCAUCCUAUUUAUUUUGCAAAGUGCUUGACAAAGGCAACUGAUAUGGAAUGUGAUAGAAAAAUGGACCAUCCAUCAAAUGGGGUUUCCAUUUUGGGGUGCCUGAGACCUGCUUUUGCUGAUGAAGAAUCAUACUUAAGACGGUUAUUUCACUGUCAAGAUAGUGAUAACUACAAUUCAGAUUGGACAGAUGUAGAAAUUUUGAGCUUUAGCUCCAAAGGUGAUGGGAGCAGCAGGGGUUCAACUCUCUACAGGCUGGAAAUCAUGAGGAUAGAGCUCUUCUCUGUAUACGGUGCUCAGUCUACCAUUGGUUUGCAAGAUUUUCAAGAUGCUGAGCCUGAUGUCCUUGUACACUCUACUUCAGCAAUUCUAGAUCACUUUAGCAAUAAUGGAAUUCGAUGUAAUGCUGCUCUUAAAGCUCUUUGCAAGAAAAAGGGUCUACAUGUUGAGGGAGCUAAUUUGAUUGGGAUCGAUAGCCUUGGCAUAGAUGUACGAACUUUCUCUGGAGUGGAAGUACAAACUCAACGUUUUCCUUUUAAAGUCCGGGCUACCUGCGAAGCUGCUGCAGAAAAGCAGAUUCAUCAACUACUGUUUCCGCCGUCUCGAAGAAAGAAAUUUAGAAGUCAUGGUGAUCGACUUAGGGAUUCCAAGUCGUCCUAGCUCUUCUGCUGUUGUAACAAAUGUAGUAAUAAGUGAAUUUACUUACAUUAUUAACCCUUCAUUCAAGUCUCUGAUGAGCUUUAUUCUGAUAGCUUAAUAAAAGCAGAGUUGUUUUGUACUAACAAAUCUGUAAGAUUCUGUAAAGUAAAUGAUGUAUCCUGUUAUCUCUUCAAUAAUCCUCAUCUUUUGAAUUUUAAA